This is a messenger RNA of Necator americanus (New World hookworm), 2769 nucleotides long. RefSeq lists its product as uncharacterized. Gene Ontology annotation, molecular function: serine-type endopeptidase inhibitor activity. Bases 1 to 2769 code for a protein of 922 amino acids. The transcript is spliced from 19 exons. Lineage: Eukaryota; Metazoa; Nematoda; Chromadorea; Rhabditida; Ancylostomatidae. The record is from RefSeq and is a predicted model, not a curated record.
AUGCCGCUCUGUCUCACCUUCAUCGACUUGAAGAAGGUCUUCGACUCAGUUGAGACGGAAGCGGUCGUGGAAGUCUUGGACAACCAAGGCGUCCCUACUCAGUACAUAAAGAGGGGGAUCCGACAGGGUUAUACAAUUUCACCCAAAAUAUUCACAGCCACCCUCGAGAACGCAAUGCGAAAGUUGGUAUGGGACGACAUGGGAGUGAAAGUUGAUGGUCGGCAGCUACACCAUUUGCGCUUUGCUGAUGACAUCGUAUUGAUAAAACCUAACAUCAGCCAAGCGGAACGAAAGCUGACCGAAUUCGACGAAACAUGUAGAUGCAUCGGUCUUCAGCUGAAUCUACAAAAGACGAUGUUCAUGCGCAACGGAUGGGUCUCGGAUGCCCCAUUCACGCUCAACGGAACGAACAUAUCCGAAUGCACCAGCUACGUUUAUCUGGGUCGGGAACUAAACAUGAUGAACGACCUGACCCCCGAGCUGGGCAGGAGGAGACGAGUGGCUUGGGGAGCGUACAAGAGCAUCGAGGAUGUAGUGAAGAAGACCAGGAACACCCAGCUCCGUGCUCACCUCUUCAACACCACCGUACUUCCUGCUUUGACCUAUGCAUCGGAAACCUGGGCAUUUCGCAAGGAGGAAGAAAACGCGCGCACUAUAGGAAGACCGCCGACCCGAUGGUCAGAUUUCUUCACGAAGUCCUUCAAAGAAAAUUGUGAUGCUCUUCGUGUCCCACGCGAGAGAAUGAACCACUGGGCGACACUCGAACCACGCGAUCGGGGCAAAUGGAAGAAUUGCUGGCGCUCGCUCGACCAGUUCGAAGAUCAACGGGAGUCAAGGUGGUACUGGGAUCGUAUCAGGAGCGACUGUCUUCCUUUCACUUUCUUUGGUCAAGGAGGGAACUUCAAUAACUUUCAAACCAAGGAACAUUGCAAUGACUUCUGCUCUGUGGAUUUAUGUCCUGUUGGUUCGCCCCUUCAUGGAGUGUCCGGGUCGCCUACCUCUUGCACUUCUUCCUUAGAAUGUCCCGUUCCUUACUCUUGUCAGAGGGGGAGAUGUUGUCCAAACUCAGAUAGUGUCUGUAAUCAACCACUGUCUGAAGGAAUCCUUUGUAUCGCAACACCGGUGACUCGAUUUUGGUUCAAUGCUAGCGCAGGAGCCUGUCAGCUCUUUUCCUACAAUGGUUGUGGAGGAAAUUCAAACAUAUUCUCGUCGCUAGAUGCUUGCCAGGAAACCUGCACAGGCAUUGAAGUUGGACCGUAUUGUCGCCAUGGACAAGCGUUGAGGAAGGACGAUGGCAAACUGGCCAGAUGUGGCGUCACCGCCUUAGGUUACGAAUGCCCUAUAAACUACGAGUGCUACCACGACAGAAAUGGUAGCGGAUGCUGCCCCUCUUCAGAAUAUAUCUGUUCACUACCACUCUCCACUGGUCGCCACUGCGGACAAACGUCAACGACUCGCUGGUACUUUGAUGGGACAACAAACUCCUGUAGGUCGUUUCUUUUCAAAGGAUGUGAUGGGAACAUGAACAUCUUUACCACAAAGCAGAGCUGCGAAGAGUUCUGUCCUAGGAGAGGUUUAACCUGUCCUUAUGGUGCGAUGCAUUAUCGUCGCUCUACCGGAGAAGAUUUUGAAUGCUUUUCCGACAGGGACUGUCCUUUUAACCAUGCCUGUAUGCCACCAAUUCUGUACAGAGGCAUUGAGAGGAGACUCUGUUGUCCAACUAGACUUUCGAAUUGUAAGCAAGUUGAAGACAGUGGAAACAACUGCGGACAGUUGAUAACAAGGUUCUUCUUUGACAAUGUCACCAAAUUGUGUAAACCGAUGAAAUUUUGGGGUUGUGGAGGUAACUCAAACAAUUUCCCUUCCGAAGAAAGUUGUUACAAGUACUGUCUCAGUUCAGCAUGUGCUCCUUCUGAAGUAGUUCUACUUUCGUCAACAUUUGGAAUUCCAUUCAACUGCUCUGAUACACCGUGUCCACCUGGUUACUCGUGCGUGGUGGACGUAUGGAACCCAAAAAGCAUGGUUUGCUGUGGAACACCUAAUUUUGAUGGCUGCCCAGAUGGCUUGCAGGCGUUAAUCGAUCUCUACACGUUGCUUCCGAUCUCUUGCCGCGGCAACAAUUGUCCAUCAAGUUCCCAUUGCCUUUUUCAUCCACAAAAGAAGCGACAUUUUUGCUGUGGCUCGUCGAAACGUAUAGAAUCGUGCCCUUCUGGAUCGCGCCUUGUCCUCCUUAAAAGUGGAGAUCGAAUGGGAUGUAAUUUGCAUGCGCACUGCCCUGAAGGUGCAACUUGCUACAGGUCCAACUCAGUAUUUUCUGGAGUUUGCUGUAGAAGUCUCAGUGAACUGUGUGGUGCACCAAUGAAUAUCGGCGUGACAUGCAAUGAUGCCCAUCUGACUGCUCCAGAAAGGUAUUAUUAUGACCCAAAGACGUCAACAUGUCGUCGAUUCUUCUACCAGGGAUGUGGCGGUAACGCAAACAACUUUCAGGAUGAAGCCAAAUGCGUGGCCGUUUGCGAAACCGCUGUGGUCGCCACUCUUUCUAGGGAAACUACAAUUUUCACACGAUCCUCUUUGAAUGAGCGGCACUGCUCAUCCAGAGAACGUUGCCCAGGACAGACUGUCUGCGUCAAUGAAAAAUGUGCAUGCCGACCUGGUCAAGUGCAGUUGCGGGGCAUGUGUUACUGGAAGUGCCCUGCAGGCUACAGGAAUGUUGACAGUAUCUGCAUUCAACGCAUCUUCGACUACAAUAACGAACGUUUUUACUCGUGA